Vanrija pseudolonga is the source of this 1567-nucleotide messenger RNA. RefSeq names its product Acyl-CoA dehydrogenase family member 11 (gene ACAD11). The record is from RefSeq and is a predicted model, not a curated record. NCBI's taxonomy places the organism in Eukaryota, Fungi, Basidiomycota, Tremellomycetes, Trichosporonales, Trichosporonaceae. Gene Ontology annotation, molecular function: acyl-CoA dehydrogenase activity; flavin adenine dinucleotide binding. The transcript has 5 exons. Gene Ontology annotation, cellular component: cytoplasm. Gene Ontology annotation, biological process: fatty acid beta-oxidation using acyl-CoA dehydrogenase. Bases 68 to 1459 code for a protein of 463 amino acids.
GCUCCAUCGCACCCAUCGACACUUUCCCCCACACUCACUCAUUCACAACAACAACAACAUCACCAUCAUGACUGACCCUCGUUUCGAAACCUACUUUGGCAAUGGCACCUGGGCCCUCCUUGCGCCCCACGUCUCCGCCAAGGGUGCCGAGCUCCUCUCCAAGGCCAUCUCGUUCGUCGAGGAGGACUGCAUCCCCGCCGAGGCCCUCUGGCACCAGCAGCUCGCCCCCCACGGCCCCGAGCGAUGGGCCUCGAUCCCCCCCGUCCUUGAGACGCUCAAGGCCAAGGCCAAGUCUCUCGGCCUCUGGAACCUCUGGCUCUCGGGCGGCGAGUUCCAGCACCUCGCCCGUGGCUCGGGUGCCGGUAUCACGAACCUCGAGUACGGUCUCAUUGCUGAGAUCUCGGGCUACUCGCCCCACCUUGCCCCCCAGGCCAUGAACUGCUCGGCUCCUGACACCGGCAACAUGGAGGUCAUUGCUCGCUUCGGCUCGGACAAGCAGAAGGACAAGUACCUCCACGGCCUCGUUGACGGCAAGAUCCGCUCGGCCUUCUCCAUGACCGAGUACGGUAUCGCCUCGUCGGACGCCUCCAACCUCCGCAACACCACCGCCGUUCGCAAGGGCAACAAGCUCAUCCUCAACGGCCACAAGUGGUGGAUCUCGGGUGCCGGUGACCCCCGCUGCGCCGUCCACAUUGUCGUCGCUGUUACCGACCCCAACAACGCCGACAAGUACAAGCGCCACUCGAUCAUCAUCCUCGACACUUCGCUCCCCGGUGUCGAGGUCGUCCGCCCCAUGACCGUCAUGGGCUACGACGACGCCCCCGAGGGCCACUGCGAGGUCAUCUACAACAACGUUGAGAUCGACCUUGAGGACAUUGCCGGUGGUUCGCAGAACCUCGGCCGCGGCUUUGAGAUGCUCCAGGCCCGUCUCGGCCCCGGACGUAUCCACCACUGCAUGCGCACCAUUGGCAUUGCCUCGCGCUCCCUCGACCUCCUCCUCCUCCGCGUCUCCAACCCUCAGCGCAAGACCUUCGGCAAGAUGCUCUCGGAGCACGGCACCAUCCUCCAGGACAUUGCCGUCUCGCGUGCCGGUAUCGACCAGGGCCGUCUCAUCACCAUCGCGGCCGCCCGCCAGAUUGACCUCGCCAAGGCCAAGGGCGCCCUCAAGGAGAUUGGCAUCGCCAAGUACACUGUCCCCGCCAUGGCUCUCGAUGUCAUCGACAAGGCCAUGCAGGUCCACGGUGCCGAGGGUAUCUCGCAGGACACUCCUCUUGCCUACUUCUGGGCCGCUGUCCGCACCCUCCGCUACGCCGACGGCCCCGACGCUGUCCACCAGCAGCAGGUCGCCAAGGUCGAGCUCAAGAAGCGCCUUCCCGUCCUCCAGCAGCGCCAGGAGUCGAUCCGCCAGAAGCAGAAGCUUCUCGGCGUCGGCCGCGGCAACGACCACGCCCGUCUUUAAGGGAACGACGACGGGUUGGCAGCAGCAAUAAAAAACAUCAGUAGGAAGUACGAUUCUGUAUGGGCAUGUGUACAGGGUUGUGUGUAGGCAUGCAGCAGUUUGUCUGAG